Messenger RNA from Cannabis sativa, 2509 nucleotides. Its product is annotated as protein ABC transporter 1, mitochondrial. Gene Ontology annotation, biological process: ubiquinone biosynthetic process. The transcript is spliced from 8 exons. NCBI's taxonomy places the organism in Eukaryota, Viridiplantae, Streptophyta, Magnoliopsida, Rosales, Cannabaceae. The record is from RefSeq and is a predicted model, not a curated record. Gene Ontology annotation, molecular function: kinase activity. The coding region runs from base 241 to 1995 and encodes 584 amino acids.
GGAAACUCAAGACGCAGACACGAGACACGUCAGUGAGUUAGGAGGAGUCGACGUGUGCCAUUCUUCCCCUGAAGUUUUGGAUUUGGGCUUACUUGGGCCUGGGCUUGCGCUGGGCUUGGGAAGAUUCAAUAGAUCUGUGUCGUCAACCAUAACCAUAAGCUUCAGCCUUGAACUACCAAAACAUACGAGAAGAAUAGGUGGAGGACGCGACGACGACGACUGCGAUUGCCGGCGCCGGCCAUGAGUUCGAAUUCUUUGAAAGACGUAAGCAGGCUAUUGAAUGGGCUUUCUCUAGUUGCCCGAGAAUUGGCCAGACACGAUCCUCAGUCCAUCCUCAAGAAAGCUCUGCUCUCCUCCGGCCUCACCCGAGGCAAGGUCCGCUCCUUUUCUAAACCCAACCCCAUCCCUAUUCUUACCUCUGAGUCUUCUCAUCAACCUGAACCACAACCACAAUCACAAUCACAAUCACAAUCACAUCAAGAUCUCAAUGAUGAUGGAGUUCAACCUCCGCCAUCUCCAUCCGCAAGUUUCUCAUCAACGGACGUUACUGGCUUCAAUGACGAUCCUGUUGAUACAGUUACAGCUUCCGAAGCUCCAACUGUAGCGCCAUUAUCGAAGAGGCGGAAGCCCAGGGAGAGACGAGUUCCUUCAACACCGUUCUCCAGAGCACUCGGGUUUGCUGGUCUGGGAGCUGGGCUUGCAUGGGGCACUGUCGAGGAGUCUGCGAAGAGGCUCGUUUACGGCAGAGGUGAUACGGAAAAAGACAAAUCAGCUCUUUCACCAUUUCUCUCUGAAAAAAACGCAGAACGUUUGGCUCUCGCGCUCUGUAGGAUGCGUGGUGCAGCACUCAAAAUCGGCCAGAUGUUGAGUAUACAGGACGAGUCUCUUGUCCCUGCUCCGAUAUUGGCUGCUCUGGAUAUUGUGCGACAAGGUGCAGAUGUGAUGCCCAAAAACCAGCUCAGUCAAGUUUUGGACGCUGAAUUGGGUUCUCAAUGGUCCUCGAAAUUGAAAAGCUUUGAUUUUGAACCAAUGGCUGCCGCAAGCAUUGGCCAAGUGCACCGAGCUGUUACAAAGGAUGGUAUGGAUGUCGCAAUGAAAAUACAAUACCCUGGUGUCGCAGAUAGUAUUGAAAGUGAUAUUGAUAAUGUGAAACUUCUGUUAGAUUAUACAAAUCUCAUUCCAAAAGGACUUUACCUUGACAGAGCAAUUAAGGUUGCAAAAGAAGAGUUAUCUCGCGAAUGCGACUAUGUGUUGGAAGCAACAAAUCAAAAACGGUUUCGAGAACUGAUGUCCAAUAAACAAGGUUUCUAUGUCCCUAUGGUUGUGGAUGAUAUAUCAAGCAAAAGAGUGUUAACUACAGAGUUAGUUAGAGGGAUCCCAAUUGAUAAGGUGGCAUUGUUAUCCCAGGAAACUCGCAACUAUGUGGGCAAGAGGCUGCUGGAACUCACUUUAAUGGAGUUAUUUGUUUUUCAGUUCAUGCAGACCGAUCCUAACUGGAGUAAUUUCUUGUAUGAUGAGGAGACAAAAACAAUCAAUCUAAUUGACUUUGGAGCAGCUCGUGAUUACCCAAAACAUUUUGUUGAUGACUAUCUAAGAAUGGUUUUCGCAUGUGCAAAUGGAGAUAAAAAUAUGGUCAUUGAGAUGUCGAAGAGGCUUGGAUUCCUCUCAGGAAUGGAGUCAGAGAUAAUGCUAGAGACUCAUGUCCAAGCUGGUUUUGUUGUGGGGUUGCCUUUCUCGAGACCCGGUGGAUAUGACUUUCGGUCUGCCAAUAUCACACAAAGCCUUUCAAACCUCGGUGCGACAAUGCUGAAACACAGACUCACACCACCACCUGAUGAGGCGUACAGUCUACAUCGCAAGCUUUCUGGUGCUUUUUUGGCUUGUAUCAAGCUUGGGGCUGUUGUACCAUGCAGGGAAUUAUUACUCGAAAUAUACGAGCAUUAUCAGUUUGGUGAAGAAGGUGAUGAGAAACUAUCAAGUGGCAUUAUAUCUUGAUAAGAGUUUUUGAAUAGAUAACUAUACCUCUACACUGAUGGUUUUUUAGUAGGUAUUAAGUAAUAAUUGGCGGAUGCAAAUCUGCCAUCUAAGGUCCCAAAGUUGAGUUGCCAGGUCUUGAUAAAAUGUCAGAGUGAGACAUAAUGAAGCUAUAAUUCAAAUCAGACUACAGAAAAUUCAAUUCUUUAAAUAUGAGAGAGAGAGAGAGAGAGAGAGAGAGAGAGAGAGAGAGAGAGAGAGAGAGAGAGAGAGAGAGAGAGAGAGAGAGUCUAAUUUACGGGGCAUGCCAUUUGGAUGGAUGCAGUUGCAUUGAUAGAAAUUCCUUUUAUCACAGAGAAGUGUAAAGGACUUGUGUUUCAAAUUUUUGGUAGAGAGGAGACAUUAGAUUUAUUUACAUGAUUUCUUGUGUGCUUUACUUUUAUGUAAUAAUAUUCAAUAAUAAUAUAUAUGUAAAAAAUAAUGGAAAAUCAUAUGAUGUAAUUGAUGUUUAUCUAUAUAAUGCAUGUUCUGUCUA